Vespa velutina is the source of this 887-nucleotide messenger RNA. Its product is annotated as glutathione S-transferase-like. Gene Ontology annotation, molecular function: glutathione transferase activity. Bases 164 to 772 code for a protein of 202 amino acids. Gene Ontology annotation, biological process: glutathione metabolic process. The record is from RefSeq and is a predicted model, not a curated record. Lineage: Eukaryota; Metazoa; Arthropoda; Insecta; Hymenoptera; Vespidae. The transcript is spliced from 4 exons.
GGUUAAAGGAAAAGGUGGAAGGGAUGAUAAGAUAUAGAUUUGAUCUAUAUAUUGGUGGGAUCCAAUGAAAGCAUCAUAAAAUUGUUCGAGAUACUGUUGAAUAGUAUCCUUCCGAAUAAAUCUAUAUUUCUCUUUGGCGAUUUCUAUCCUUAAAAGCUUAAAAAUGCCUUCUUACAAGUUGACUUACUUUCCUGUAAAAGCGUUGGCAGAGCCAAUCCGUUUUAUUUUUAGCUAUGCUGGAGUCGAGUUUGAAGAUGUUCGUUUUAAUUCAAAUGAUUGGCCAAAGAUAAAACCAACUACACCUUUUGGACAAGUACCUAUGCUGGAAGUAGAUGGGAAAAAAAUCAAUCAAUCUACUGCCAUCGCUCGUUAUUUAGCUAAGCAACAUGGUCUUGCUGGAAAGAACGACUGGGAAGCUUUAGAGAUAGAUGCUAUUGUUGACACUAUCCAUGAUGUUCGUGCAAAGAUCGCUGCACAUCAUUAUGAACAAAAUGCCGAAGCUAAGGCGGCAAAAUUAAAGGUAGCUGAAGAAGUAGUACCAUAUUUCUUGGAACGUUUGGACAAUCAAGUAAAAAAUAAUGGCGGCUACUUUGUGGGUGGUGCUUUAAGUUGGGCAGAUUUUACUUUCGUCGCUCUAUUGGAUUAUUUGAAUUUCAUGGCAAAAUCUAAUAUUAUCGAGAAAUAUGAUAAUCUCAAAGCAUUACAGGAAAAGGUUCUUAACAUUCCUGCUAUCAAAAAAUGGGUUGAGAAACAUCCGGAAACUGGAUUCUGAUUUCUUUUUACAAAAUUCUUGAUCAUAUAUUAAAAAAACAUGUAUUUUAUGGCUUGAUUAAGAAUUCUAAGAGAGAAGUGAUAUUACAUUUAAAUAUUAGUUAGUGUUGCAUGAA